GAAGCGAUAAGUUCGCGAUUGAAUGCUUUUGGUGUUAAAUCUGGUAUUAAAUCUGAUUCAACUAAUAGAAAGGAUAUCCGAGUGAAAUUCAACAUGACAUUCUUAAGAUUAUUAUUAAGUACUAGUAUAAUAUAUCUUGCUGUAAUGGCAAUAGCGAGUCCUAUAGAUGAUGAAGAAUCAAAAAUCAAAGGAGUAGAAAUCGAUGAAGAAUCAAAAAUCAUGCGCAAUGUAUUAAACAACAAAUCAAGCAAUAUAUCAGAUUAUAUAUUUCCGAUACAUUAUAACAUGAAAUUAGUGUUUCUCAAUGAUUAUCUUGUCAGCGAAUGCACAAUUACUUUAAAUAUUUCUUAUGCAAAUCAAUACAUAAGUUUUUAUGUAUCGAAUUCAACGGAAAUAAUAGCAUCAAAAUUAAUUCAAAAAAACAGUAUAAUUUAUGAAACAAGACCAACAAAUCCCGAUAAAAACAAUAUUGUCGUGCUCGAUUUCGGUGAUGUCUUGCUGUGUGGAAUGUACAAUUUAUAUAUAGAAUUUAAAAUCCCACUUAAUAUCGUAAGAAAGUCUUUUGGAACUCUAUACAUAAAUGAAGAUAAAGAAAUAGAGUGGUUAAUCGCAACAGGUAUCCAGCAAAGAAACAAGUAUCAAACGAAAAAACAGCAAAUAUUUCCAUAUUGGGACAAGCCAGAAUUAAAAAUUACUUUUGUUAUUUCCAUAUUGCAUCAUCCAAAAUACAAAGCUUCAUCAAAUAUGCCGAUACGAAAUAUUGAAAUCAAGUACAAUACAAUGUGGACAUAUUUUCACGAGACUCCUUUAAUCUCCAUAGAUAGUGUAGCAUUUCUGGUAUGCGGUUUUCAUCGGAUCAUGAUUUCGCGUGGUUCUUUUAAUCAAGACAUAUGGUUCAGACCAGAAUUGAAACCGCAUCUAGAAUUUGCGGAAACUGUUAUUUCUUCCGCUAAUGUAUAUAUGCGUGAAUGGAAUAUUUGGAGGAAAGUCCUUGAGCAGACUUCUGUUUCAUUUGAGAGCAAAGUGGAUUAUGUCGUAAUCCCGGAUUUACAAGAUGAAAUCAAACAUACUUUGGGUUUCAUUUUUUAUCGGGAAGCAAAUAUCAUUUAUAAUGUAGAAUUAGAUUCUGUCGCAUACAAAACGAUAAUUGCGCGCUUGAUUGCACGUGGGAUGGUACAAAAAUAUAUCAGAAAUUUGUUCAAACCGACUGACUUAUGGUCUCAUACAUGGUUAAACGAAGGAUUUAAUAUGUAUUAUCCAGCAUACAUCAUCGACAAGGCUCUGCCAAAUUCUCGAAUGAUGGAUUUGUUUGUAGUUCAAGUUCAACAUGAAUUACUCUAUCUAAAUACUUAUAUUGUUAUAAAUUCUACUAUAGUAUAUAAAAGCUAUUAUGAAAAUUAUUUGCAUUCUUCUCUUACUCAUAUCAAAGGAUUCAUUAUAUGGCGCAUGUUAGUAGAAGCAUUGCCACCUUCUAUAUUUGUAAAGGGAUUGGACGAAUAUGUGAACAAUCAAGUCAAUAAGCCUGAAGCAACAACUUCCGAUCAUUUAUGGAACGCUUUGAGAUCUAAGAUGAUUGAAUUAGAUCCCAAGUAUGAUUUUAAUAUAAAAGACACGAUAGAUUCGUGGAUUAGGCAGAGAUAUUCUUCUGUGUUGAAAGUGACACAAAAUUAUUCUGCUAAUGAUUCUUCUUCUUCUGUUGUAAUCGUAUCGGUAGAAUUUCACAACGAAUUAGAUCAGAAACAAUAUUAUAUACCUGUUACUUAUACUACAGAGUCGAAACUCGAUUUUAACGUAACUUGGACGAAUUUUUGGUUAACACCAUGGCGUCCAAAAAUCGAACUUUUUUUUGAGCAAAAUGAAUGGAUUAUUCUCAACUUACAACAAGCUGGAUAUUAUCGUGUCAAUUACGAUACUACGAAUUGGCGAAAAAUUGCACAAUACUUAAAUUCUGAAAAUUAUAGUAAUAUACAUGUUCUCAAUCGGGCACAAAUCAUCAAUGAUGCGUUUCAUUUUGCAAUAGAGAAGAAACUUGAAUUCUCCGUAUUUUGGGAACUCGCUUCUUAUUUGGCACAGGAAAAAGAUUAUAUAGCAUGGUAUCCUAUGUUCAAAGCUUUUGAAUUUUUGUCAAAUAUCUUUCCAUUCUUGGAUUUUUAUCCUGAAUUUAAGGACGUGCUAAAGUUUGAUUUUAUGCAGAAUUUUGAAUUUAGUAACGUGAAUCUGUAUGACGAAUAUAACAUUAACGAUCAUACUAAAUGUUUAAUGCAAGAACUCGCAAAGUGGAAAUGUAUUAUAAGUGAUUAUUCUUGUGAAAAAGAAUCUACGCGUUAUUUGAAAUGGCAUCUAGAAAAUCCUAAGGAAAACAAACUUUUGCCUAGAUGGAAGAGGUGGACAUAUUGUAAUGGUUUGAAAACGGCAGAUAAUGAUACAUGGAAUGAAGUUUUAAAUAAUUACAUAAAAGGAAAUGAUACAAUUUUAGAAUGUCUGGCUUAUAGUAAAAAUUCUGAAAUUAUAAUCUAUUAUUUAGAAAUAAAAUUAUCACAAAUUUUAUUCGAAAUGAAUCUAUUUCAUCAGCAUCGCGGACUAAUGGAGCAAUAUUAUGCUUUUACUGCUAAUAUUUUUCUUUCUGUCAUUGAGAGGCAUACUAAAUAUAUGCUUACAAAGUUAUUAUAUAAUUACAAAUUAAUAAAACACGGGCAAGUUAAUGAUAUUGUGACAUUAACUGUUAUAAUUAACAAUGCGUAUUCUAAGAAACAAUUGGACGAGAUCAAGGAAUUCGUAAAAAGGGAGCUGAAAAAUUCAAUCAUUUCCAAUGUUGAAUACAAGAUUGAAACACGUCGGUCGGAGAUCGAAAAACAGAUAAAAUAUUUUCAGGUUUUGUUCAACAAUUGAAUAACUAUAUUUCUACGAUACUAACUGUUUAGUAAUUAAAAAUACAGCAU
Molecule: messenger RNA, 2939 nt
Organism: Camponotus floridanus (Florida carpenter ant)
Lineage: Eukaryota; Metazoa; Arthropoda; Insecta; Hymenoptera; Formicidae
Product: aminopeptidase N-like
Exons: 12
Coding region: 94-2889 (931 amino acids)
Biological process (GO): peptide catabolic process; proteolysis
Cellular component (GO): cytoplasm
Molecular function (GO): zinc ion binding; peptide binding; metalloaminopeptidase activity
Source: RefSeq, a predicted model, not a curated record